UCUAUUUGUUCUAUGUCUAUGACUUUGGUACGCCCUGUUCAUUUCAAUGGGUUACGCACCUCAUCCGAUCCAACUCUUCUGCCUUGGUUAGCUGCUGCUGUGCUUGUAACUGGCUAGCGUUAGCUACUAAGCUCCUGCUUAUCGUGGUUUUUUUUGUGUGACGAUUUUCGAGGGACUAUAUUGUAUUUUCUACCUGGGAAUCAUACAAGACCUCGGAUAUAAUACGAAGAUUUUGUCCAUUUGGAUCGCUGGUCUCGACUGCGUAUCAAACAGCAGGUGUUUAAGAUGCCGCAGUGAGUGUGGAGCUGAAUCCUAGCUGAAGCCUCAGCAUGUCUGUCCUGCUGACGGUGGUGGUGGGUGUGGUGGGGUGGGGGGCCGUGGUCCAGGGGGCUCUGUGUCCCGGAAGGGGCCUGGCUGACUGCCCUGCCCAGCAGAGCAACACCUCCGGUGGGGGUAAGACCUCCAGGGACUACUGCUACACCGCCCGUAUCCGAUCCACCGUGCUUCAGGGUCUGCCCUUCGGAGGGGUGCCCACCGUCCUCGCACUCGACUUCAUGUGCUUCCUGGUACUCCUGUUUGUGUUCUCCAUCUUGAGAAAGGUAGCGUGGGACUACGGCCGCUUGGCGUUGGUGACUGACGCAGACAGACAGAAUCAGCGAUACAGCCGUCUGGAUGAACAGAAACAUGUGGCGUCUGCCAUGACGUCGGAGCUACCCGAUCGCUACGAACGCCUGACCUCUGUCUCCAGCUCAGUGGACUUUGAGCAGAGAGACACUGGCUUCUGCUCCUGGUUAACCGCCAUCUUCCGCAUAAAGGAUGAGGAGAUCAGGGAAAAGUGUGGGGAGGAUGCAGUACACUACCUCUCCUUCCAGAGGCACAUCAUUGGUCUGCUGGUGGUGGUGGGCGUGCUCUCAGUGGCCAUUGUCCUGCCCGUCAACUUCUCAGGAAAUCUAUUGGAGAACAAUGCCUACAGUUUUGGGCGUACCACUAUAGCCAAUCUGGAUGCCAAUAACAUGUUGCUGUGGCUCCACACCACCUUUGCGUUCCUCUACCUGUUGCUGACCGUGUACAGCAUGAGACGACACACCUCCAAGAUGCACUACAGAGAGGACGAUCUGGUGAAACGCACUUUAUUUGUCAAUGGGAUCUCCAAGUAUGCAGAGGAGAAGCACAUCAAGCAACACUUUGAACAGGCUUAUGAAAACUGUUGUGUGCUAGAGGCUCGUAUUUGUUACGAUGUGGCCAAGCUGAUGUCCCUCAACUCAGAAAGGAAGAAGACUGAACGUAGCAUGAAGUUCUUUAAAGACCUACAGUCCAAGGAGCACAUCCCCACCAUGAUCAACCCCAAACCCUGUGGACAUCUCUGUUGCUGUAUCAUCAAGGGCUGUGAACAGGAGGAGGCAGUGAGUUACUACACCAAGCUGGAGUCCAAGCUGAAGGAGGAGUACAGGAAGGAGAAAGAGAAGGUCAACAGUAAACCGCUGGGAAUGGCCUUCGUUACCUUCCAGAACGAAGCCAUGACCGCCAUUAUCCUGAAGGACUACAAUGCCUGUAACUGUCAGGGAUGCCACUGUCAGAGGGAACCCAGGUCUUCUUCCUUCAGCCAGCACCUUCACACAUAUUCCUGGACGGUCGGCUACGCACCAGACCCACAGAACGUCUACUGGGAGCAUCUGUCAGUUGGAGGGUUCCCCUGGUGGCUGAGAUGCUUCAUCAUCAACUGUAUCCUCUUCCUCCUCCUCUUCUUCCUCACAACCCCCGCCAUCAUCAUCUCCACCAUGGACAAGUUCAACGUCACCAAGCCUGUCGAGUACCUCAACAACCCCAUUGUGACCCAGUUCUUCCCCACCCUGCUGCUGUGGGCCUUCUCCGCCCUGCUACCCACCAUCGUAUACUACUCUGCCUUCUUCGAGGCCCACUGGACACGGUCUGGAGAGAACAGGACCACCAUGCAUAAAUGUUACACCUUCCUCAUCUUUAUGGUCUUACUGCUGCCCUCUCUAGGACUCAGCAGUCUGGAUGUUUUCUUCCGAUGGCUGUUUGACAAGCGCUUCCUGGCUGACGCUGCCGUGAGGUUUGAGUGUGUGUUCCUGCCUGACAACGGGGCGUUCUUUGUGAACUAUGUCAUCGCGUCGGCGUUCAUCGGUAACGCCAUGGAUCUGCUGAGGAUCCCUGGUCUGCUCAUGUAUAUGACCCGGCUGUGUCUGGCUCGCUCUGCUGCCGAGAGACGCAACGUCAAGAGGCACCAGGCGUAUGAGUUCCAGUUCGGGGCGGCCUAUGCCUGGAUGAUGUGUGUCUUCACUGUGGUCAUGACAUACAGCAUCACCUGUCCAAUCAUCGUCCCCUUCGGUCUGAUGUACAUGCUGUUGAAGCACCUGGCAGAUCGCUACAACAUGUAUUAUGCCUACCUUCCCUCCAAGCUGGACAAGAAGAUCCACUCUGGGGCCGUCAACCAGGUGGUGGCAGCACCUAUCCUCUGCCUCUUCUGGCUCCUGUUCUUCUCCACUCUCCGCACAGGUUUCUCAGCCCCUACCUCUAUGUUUACCUUCAUCGUUCUGAUCAUCACCAUCAUCGUCUGCUUGUCCCAUGUCUGCUUCGGACACUUCAAAUAUCUCAGCGCUCACAACUACAAGAUUGACGCAGAGAAUGUGGAUGGUGUAGAGAACGGUCGUCCAGCACGCACUUCUCCCUUCAAUAAGUCAGCACAGAUGUACAUUGCCUCAGUCCUCCAGGACCCCAGUUUAGACGAGCUGGGUUCGGCUGGCAGCGGGGUCAGCGAGGGUUCGCAGGACGAGGAGAUCAUCCAAGUGGGGAACAGCCUCAAUGAGGCCGACUUCCAGAGCGGCGAGGACAGUCUCCUCGCUAACGAGGUGCGGCACUGACGUCAGGAGACGCCGGAGACGGUUGUCAGGGUGGAGACGGAGGACGGGGAGAGAGGAGCAGAGACUGAGAUGGCAGAAACUAAAGUUUAAUUUCACCGACUGGAUGGAUGCACUGACCUAGUGAAUUAAACUACAGUGCUGAAACGGACUGACACAGCUUUAAAAGACAUGGAUAGACCACUAACCUUAAAGUCCUGAACAGACUAUUACAUUGUCUACACACACACACACACACACACAAUACAACACACACACACACACAAUACAACACACACACAGAGAGAGAGAGAGAGAGAAUGUGUCUACUAAAGGACUGGUAACUCUCCCUUCCAACUAUUGAUCUAGCGCUGACUGUGAAGGAGGGAUCUUUCCUUCCCAUAAUCCUUUGCCUGUUCUGCCUGCACCCCUAAUCGUCUCUGUGCCCUAGAGGCUUCGAUCACAAUAAGCAGCCUAAUAUGAAAAGAUGAAGAAGAAGAGGAGGAGGAGCAAUGUCUGUCAGCAUCACACACACACACACACACACUGUUCGCCUGCUCUGGUCUCCUCCCUACUCUGUCCCGACGGUCUCCGGGAGUCUCUGGGUGGUUCCAACCCUGUGUAAAAAAAAUAUGUAAAAAAAAGGAAUGUGGUCACCAUGACGACGACCACUGUAACAAACUGAACUAAACACUCCUGCUUUCCCUUUUUUUUGUUCAGCAACAAAAACUCUGGAUUUGUAAAAUGUAAAAUAGCCUUUUUUUGAGGGGGAAAUGGUAUUUAUUUUUAGGCAUGGUUAUUUUUAAGUUGGUCUGAAAACUUUAAUAAUCAAUUAACUACUUGUUUCGACAUUUAAAAAAACAAAACAAAGAAGCAACUGUGGAUGGAUGGAUCAUGGAAUGUGGAUUACUGUCCCUCGUAACAACAAGGUCACUCUGUCUUCUGGCCUGUUCUGCCCUGAGCGACUGUCGUGGGACUGCGGCUCCAGACUGAGCCCUAAUGGAGCCGCCCUAACAUAACUGAAGGCAGAAGGCAGUCCAGAGCCCCUAGUGGAGAGGAGGAUGCCCCCAGGAAGCAGAUAUGAAGUGGAUAUGACAGCCCAACCUCUACCCUGUUUUGUGUCCCACAACUUUGGUUGCAAAAUUCCCAAAAUUGUCCCAGAGUUUGCAGGUUUUUCAAUAGGCUGGUUAGAAGUUUAUUGGAAUGAGGGAAUUCUGGGAAAAACCUAGGAACUUUGGGAAAGAUUCUGUAAUUGUGCAGCCUCAGCCUCCUUUCGGGCUAGGACUCUGUGGGACCGUGUUCUUCGGUAGAGGGAGAGCUCGACCCUUGAACUCUUGGUCUGUGACCUGUAGUUUCCCCCAGGCCUCUCCUCCCUGUUACUAUGGGCGUGUUCAGCAGGGGGCGCGCACAACGCUGUUGAACCUUCAGAUAUAAAUAUGUAGAACAAAUACGUAUCUCUGAAAUGUAGAAUAAGGAAUCAUGUCAACUCUUUUCUUAACAUUUCUAUCUACAACGUUCCACAACAUUUGCCUCCUGAAUGUGACCCUGGCCCCUGCUCUGACUGCCCCGUCUCUGUGACCCUGGCCCCUGCUCUGACUGGACCGUCUCUGUGACCCUGGCCUCAUGCUCUGACUGACCCAUCUCUAUGACCCUGGCCCCCUGCUCUGACUGGCCCGUCUCUGUGACCCUGGCCCCCUGCUCUGACUGACCCAUCUCUGUGACCCUGGCUUCCUGCUCUGACUGGCCCGUCUCUGUGACCCUGACCCCUGCUCUGACUGGCCCAUCUCUGUGACCCCCUGCUCUGACUGGCCCGUCUCUGUGACCCCCUGCUCUGACUGACCCGUCUCUGUGACCCUGACCCCUGCUCUGACUGGCCCGUCUCUGUGACCCUGACCCCUGCUCUGACUGGCCCGUCUCUGUGACCCAGACCCCUGCUCUGACUGGCCCGUCUCUGUGACCCUGACCCCUGCUCUGACUGGCCCGUCUCUGUCACCCCGACCCCUGCUCUGACUGGCCUGUCUCUGUGACCCUGGCCCCUGCUCUGACUGGCCCGUCUCUGUGACCCUGGCCCGUCUCUGUGACCCUGGCCCCUGCUCUGACUGGCCCGUCUCUGUGUUCUAGCUCCUCUAGUGACUCUCAUCUCAACAUAAGCCUCUUUAUUUGGGUGUUUACAUCACUGUACAGAAGGUUGUUUCACUGUCUGUUGGUUGGUUUGAAAAUUUUAUUUUAUUUAGGAAAAAUAAUAAUAAUCUUUAUAGGAUGUAGGAAGGUUUUCUCCUUUCUGCUAACUCUGUAACCUGUGUCCCGUUUUAGAUGGCUUCAGAUGGGUUUAGGGAUUGUCUUCAAUUACGACGUGAAUAUUGAGACUAGCGUGAUACUGCAUCAUGUAGAGGUAUAUAUUGUAAACAGUGUAGAUGAUUUAUGGACCAUUGUUACAAACGACAACAGUGUCCCAACUGCCACCUGGAGUACUGUUGAACCUGGUGGGUUACUAUGGUGACAUGUACAGAAAUCGCGGCUCAGUCAGGACGGAACAGACCGACUGCGCAAAACGCCUGUGUCCCACGUGGAGUCCUAUUCCCUAUUUAGUGCACUACUUUUGGGCGGGGCCCAUAGGGCUCAGUACUGUAAUAGGGAGGACGCGUAAAAAAUGAGUCUUAAUUACUGUAAGACUUGAUCAAUGUUUUUAUUGAUAUUUGUAGGCGUAUUGUGGUUGAACAGAAUACUAGCAAUUACUACGGAAUCAGAUUCAUCUGGUCAAAUCUAAAUGGGUCAUACCGAAUCCAUCUUUUUUUUAAAUUCUCUUUACUUCAAGUUAUUCUGCAAUAAUCAUGAUGUCAUGUUGCUCUCUUCAACUCGUUACAAUAUUCCACUGAUAGAACCAAUGACCAGCUUAGUUUUCUUCCAAAGUGAGGCAGAACCGAAUUUUUAUAGCCUGGUUUAACCUUCAGGGAUCUACUACAAAACAGGAUCAAUUUAAUUAGCCAGCUAACUUUGAUUAACAAGAUAUAACUAUUGAUUGUCUCGUUCAUAAAGAAAGCUUACAGUUCGAUAUGUGUUUUUGUUGAGUCAUCUAGACCGUUCAGUUAGCUGGCUAACUCAUUGAUCCUGCUUCGUAGUGUACAUCUCAGAGCAGGUUUAGCCGAGCUUAUGUGCUAUAUACUGUUAGAUAGAAACAAUGAACUUGUGUAUAAAACUCCUUGGUUCCACAUUGUGGAUAUACAAAAAAUAAACAUGUACAAAUAU
Oncorhynchus kisutch (coho salmon) is the source of this 6104-nucleotide messenger RNA. RefSeq names its product transmembrane protein 63Ba (gene tmem63ba). Lineage: Eukaryota; Metazoa; Chordata; Actinopteri; Salmoniformes; Salmonidae. Bases 330 to 2882 code for a protein of 850 amino acids. Gene Ontology annotation, cellular component: plasma membrane. Gene Ontology annotation, molecular function: nucleic acid binding; calcium-activated cation channel activity. The transcript has 25 exons. The record is from RefSeq and is a predicted model, not a curated record.